CUAAUCCAAUUUUCAUUAACUAUUCCAACAGACAUCAAAGUACUCAAAAAUGGCAGCCAUUUCUCUCCACUCGAGCUACAGUGUACUCAGCUCAAGAACAUCAAGAAUAGCGCCAACCACCCCGUCUCUCAACACAUGCACUGUCCAGCAGCCGCGCGCCGCCCUCGGCCGCCUCCACAUGCUCCUCCACUUCUUCGCCGUGUCGGCCUUGCUCUACUACAGAAUCUCAAACCUCAUUCACGGCAGCGUGCCGCUUCUGUCCUGGGGUCUGAUCACUCUCUCCGAGCUGGUUUUCGCCUUCAUAUGGACUCUGGCGCAGGCUUUCCGGUGGAGGCCAGUGGUGCGCACUGUGGCGCCGGAGAAUCUACCCGGAGACGAGAAGUUACCAGCACUCGACGUGUUUAUAUGCACGGCGGACCCGAAGAAGGAGCCGGUGGUGGAGGUGAUGAACACGGUGUUGUCGGCCAUGGCAUUGGACUAUCCGACGGAGAAGCUGGCGGUGUACUUGUCGGAUGAUGGCGGCGCCGCCGUGACGUUGUAUGCGAUGAAGGAGGCUUGUGCGUUUGCUAGGUCUUGGUUGCCGUUCUGCAGGAAAUAUGGGGUGAAGAGUAGGUGCCCUGAGGCAUUCUUCUCGUCUUUUUGUGAUGAUGAGAGGGAGGUUUUGGAGACUGAUGAAUUCAAGGCGGAGGAAGAAAAAAUCCAGUCAAAUUAUGAACUUUUCAAGAGAAAUGUGGAGAAGGCAGCUGAGGUUGAAGAUUCCAUCGACGACGACCGCCCUGCUCGUGUUGAGGUUAUAUAUGAUAACAAGAAGACUGAAGGAGCAAUGGAUGAUCACUCUAAGCUGCCACUUCUUGUUUAUAUGUCCCGCGAGAAAAGGCCAUCUCGCCCUCAUCGCUUCAAGGCCGGGGCCCUCAAUGCCCUCCUCCGAGUUUCGGGGAUAAUGAGCAAUGCUCCUUACACGCUAGUGUUGGACUGCGACAUGUAUUGCAAUGAUCCCACCUCAGCUAAGCAGGCAAUGUGCUUUCAUCUCGACCCCAAGUUCUCAGAUUCCCUCUCAUUUGCACAGUUCCCUCAGAUCUUCUACAACGUUAGUAAAAACGACAUAUACGACGGUCAGGCACGAUCCGCUUAUAAGACUAAGUACCAGGGCAUGGAUGGGAUAAAGGGCACUGUUUGUGCGGGUACUGGCUACUUUUUGAAGAAAAAGGCUUUGUAUUGCAGUCCCAAUCAAGAAGAUGAAUUCCUGGAGGAGCCAGAAAAGAACUUUGGCUUCUCUACCCAGUUGAUUGAUUCACUACAAGCACUUAAUGGGAAGAAUGUGAGAGAAAGGGAAAAUAUGUCUGAUGCGACUAUAGAAGAAGCCAAGAAACUGGCAUCUUGCACCUAUGAACAAAACACCCGAUGGGGGAAAGAAAUUGGUUAUUCAUACGAUUGUUUGUUAGAGAGCACGUUCACCGGCUAUCUCCUGCACUGCAAGGGAUGGACCUCCGUCUAUCUAUACCCGGAGAGGCCGUGUUUCCUCGGCUGCACCACUAUUGACAUGAAAGACGCGCUUAUCCAACUCAUGAAAUGGGCGUCGGGCUUGGUACAAGCCGGCCUCUCGAAAUUCAGCCCUCUCACUUAUGGGAUGUCGAAGAUGUCUGCUCUUCAAAGCAUGUGCUACGGAUACUUCAUGUUCACGCACUUAUACUCCAUUGCCUGCUUGCUAUAUGGCAUCGUUCCUCAACUCUGCUUCCUUUACGGGCUUCCCUUGUAUCCUAAGGUUACAAAUCCCUGGUUUGCAGCAUUUGCAGCUGUAUUUCUCUCCUCCCUCAGCCAACAUCUAUACGAAGUCGUCUCCAGCGGUGGAUCAAUGAGGACAAUGUGGAACGAGCAGCGAAUCUGGAUGAUAAAAUCAGUGACGGCCUGCCUGUUCGGGUGCUUUGAUGUCCUAAUGAAGUACGUAGGAAUGGCUAAAGCAAAUUUCAGGCUGACUAACAAAGCGAUCGAUCAAGAAAAGCUGGACAAGUACGAGAAGGGAAAGUUCGAUUUCCAGGGAGCCAAGAUGUUCAUGAUACCUUUGACAAUGCUGGUUUUGCUCAACUUGGGCUGUUUUAUUGGCGGCAUGAAAGGGCUGAUCAGCAGAGGGGAUGUUAAAGAGAUGUUCGGACAGGGUUUUCUGUCGUCGUAUGUUCUUGUUCUCAGCCUUCCUAUUCUGGAAGGGCUGAUACCCAAAAUUGGCAAGUGAUGAAAGUUUUAGUGUUUGAUCAUUAGCUUUAAUUGUUCUUGUUGUCUUGUGAUUGAAGGUUUGUUGUUGAGGGAUGUGUGUGUAUAAUGGAGGUGUGGUUCCUAAUUUUACUAUUUCAAUGAAACAAUGAGAUAGUUUAAUUUGUGUA
Molecule: messenger RNA, 2375 nt
Organism: Sesamum indicum (sesame)
Lineage: Eukaryota; Viridiplantae; Streptophyta; Magnoliopsida; Lamiales; Pedaliaceae
Product: quillaic acid 3-O-glycosyltransferase CSL1-like
Biological process (GO): cellulose biosynthetic process
Cellular component (GO): membrane
Molecular function (GO): cellulose synthase (UDP-forming) activity
Source: RefSeq, a predicted model, not a curated record